Molecule: messenger RNA, 910 nt
Organism: Zophobas morio
Lineage: Eukaryota; Metazoa; Arthropoda; Insecta; Coleoptera; Tenebrionidae
Gene: wupA
Product: wings up A
Exons: 9
Coding region: 111-743 (210 amino acids)
Biological process (GO): muscle contraction
Cellular component (GO): troponin complex
Source: RefSeq, a predicted model, not a curated record
CAUCCGGCUAGAGAGUCCCGAAGGAACAAAUCCAACAGUCAGCACACGAAACUCUUGUUGGCUGCUCACUGUUCCUCGUAUCGUAACAAAGAACAACACAACCCUUCACCAUGGCGGACGAUGAGAGAAAAAAGCUCGAGGAGGAAAAGAAGAGGAAACAGGCGGAGAUCGAGCGCAAGCGCGCUGAGGUCAGGGCCCGCAUGGAAGAGGCCUCCAAGGCCAAGAAGGCGAAGAAAGGUUUCAUGACCCCUGAGAGAAAGAAGAAGCUUAGGUUGCUGUUGAGAAAGAAAGCCGCUGAGGAGUUGAAGAAAGAACAAGAACGCAAAGCUGCCGAGAGGAGACGCAUCAUUGAGGAACGUUGCGGUAAACCCAAACUCAUCGAUGAUGCAAACGAAGCUGAACUUCAAACUAUUUGUCAAAGCUAUCACCAAAGAAUUUCGGGACUUGAGGGGGAUAAAUAUGACUUGGAACUAAUCGAAAGACAUAAAGCUGUUGAGAUCGCCGACCUGAACAGCCAAGUUAACGACCUUAGAGGCAAAUUCGUCAAACCAACACUAAAGAAAGUUUCCAAAUACGAGAACAAGUUCGCCAAAUUGCAGAAGAAGGCAGCUGAAUUCAACUUCAGGAACCAACUCAAAGUUGUCAAGAAGAAGGAAUUCACACUUGAAGAAGAAGAUAAAGAGAAAAAACCAGAUUGGUCCAAGAAAGGAGAAGAGAAGAAGGUACAGGAAGCCGAAGCAUGAACACCCUUACCCCUUUUUCCCACUUGUCAGGGUUACCAGUAUCAGAUUAUAUUUUAUCUAAUGGAUAUCUCUAUUAUGUAUUUUAUAAGGGUGUAUUACCUGCACGCACCUCUGUAUUGUCACUACUCCUGUAUUUGUAAAGUACGUUAUUAAAAAAAUCUUCAAGA